Molecule: messenger RNA, 1769 nt
Organism: Trematomus bernacchii (emerald rockcod)
Lineage: Eukaryota; Metazoa; Chordata; Actinopteri; Perciformes; Nototheniidae
Gene: ppt2b
Product: palmitoyl-protein thioesterase 2b
Exons: 9
Coding region: 188-1102 (304 amino acids)
Cellular component (GO): lysosome
Molecular function (GO): thiolester hydrolase activity
Source: RefSeq, a predicted model, not a curated record
ACCAAAGCAAAGCGCUGCAGCUGUUUUUUUUUUAUUAAGUAAGCAAUAUACAACUAGUGUAAAACAGGAUUAUUCAAGGGACUGAUGAGCGACAUUUUAGCUCUUUUUUUACCGCAGCUUGGGCAAAAAAUGGAAAUGAAGAUGAUAGCAAAACACUAGCAAAAAUAUCAAGAUUUUCUGGGAUAAAAUGAAGGACUCCCUUCCCGCUUUGUCAAGCCGAAGGGUGAGGAGGAUCAGCGGGGCGGCCGGGCUGUUCUACCCGCUGCUCGGUGCCUGUCUCUGGGCUGCAGCGGUCGGGUACAAGCCGGUGAUCAUCGUGCACGGUUUAUUCGACAGCUCAGGGGAUUUUAAAGAUUUACAGCGGUUCAUAAACGAGUCUCAUCCAGGCACAAAUGUUUCCGUCAUCGACUUGUUUGACAGAAGUGCCAGCCUGCAGCCCAUGUGGAAACAGGUGGAGGGAUUCAAGGAAGCUAUUCAGCCAAUAAUGCAAAAUGCAGAAGACGGGGUCCAUUUUAUCUGCUACUCUCAAGGUGGGCUUAUUUGCAGAGGCAUCCUCUCGACUCUCAACGACCACAACGUCCAGUCUUUCAUCUCUCUGUCCUCGCCGCAGGCCGGGCAGUAUGGAGACACCGACUACUUGAGGUACCUCUUCCCACAGUUUGUGAAGUCCAACCUCUUCCACCUCUGCUACACAUCGGUAGGUCAGAGGAUCUCCAUCUGCAACUACUGGAACGACCCCCACCACAGAGACCUGUAUGUGAACAGCAGUGAUUAUUUGGGUCUGCUCAACAGCGAGCGAUCAAAUCCAAAUUCAACAGAGUGGAAGAAGAACUUCCUGAAAAUAAAAAAGCUGGUGCUGGUUGGAGGACCGGACGAUGGAGUCAUCACUCCCUGGCAGUCGAGUCAGUUCGGAUUUUUUGACGACAACGAGACGAUCGUUGAGAUGCAGCACCAGGAUAUGUAUUUAAGGGAUGUUUUUGGUCUGAAGACGCUUGGGGCUCGUGGAGAUCUGAUCAUCUGUUCUGUUCCCGGCGUGGAACACGUGUAUUGGCACUCAAAUGAGACUGUGUUCCACCUGUGCAUGGAGAAGUGGCUGGUGUAGAACAAAACACUCACACACAGAUACACACAAACAGAGAUACACACCCUGUAAACUAUGAAGCAUGUAAUCUCAAUUUUUGGAUUACAGAUUCAAGAAAUUACUUCGUAAUUGUAGUGUUUGCUGACGAAGUUUGGACUAUAGGUUCUGAACUAUUUAAGUUACAUAAAAGGGAAUAGUUGGAACUCCACUACUUUGCUUUCUUGCAGCGUAUCAGAUAAGAAUAUUUAUACCACUCAUGACCAUAAGUCCUCGAAAUCAUUUAAUGUUUGUGAAUUUGAGGAGGUAAAUAGGGGCCUUGUAAGUUUAGAAUAGUCAAGAAUAGAAUAGAAAUUAAAUUAUUAUUUUAACAUUAUUAAAUCAUCCGUGUUCCCCCAGCAGAUGCUUAUUGUUUCUCAUGUAAACGGCGUUGAGGAAGUACAACAUUAUUUAACCUUGAUGUUUAAGAACGUGUGGGAAUACUGGUGUCUGUACAGUGUAUGAAACUUCAGCCAGCUGCUUGGUUUUCAUCAACAUGUAAAACUACAUAUUUUAAUUAUUUCUUAUUAAAGGUAGGGUAGGUACGUUUGAGAAACCGGCUCGAGAUCGCUAGAAUUUGAAAAUACACAACCGGAGAAAAUCUGCCACUUCCUUAUAGAGCCCCUCCUCCAACACACACGAACGCGCACAU